AUGGUCCGCCCGCGCCGUGCCCCGCACCGCUCCGGUGCCGGGGGUCCCCUCGGAGGUCGCGGCCGGCCACCGCGGCCUCUGGUCGUGCGCGCCGUGCGCUCGCGUUCCUGGCCCGCUGUCCCCCGAGGCCCGCAGCCGCCGCGGAUCCGGGCCCGCUCGGCCCCUCCCAUGGAAGGUGCUCGAGUCUUUGGGGCCCUGGGGCCUAUUGGGCCCUCGUCACCUGGGCUGUCUCUCGGGGGACUUGCAGUGAAUGAACACCGGCUCAGCAACAAGCUGCUGGCCUGGAGUGGCGUGCUGGAGUGGCAGGAGAAGCGGAGACCCUUCUCGGACUCCACAGCAAAGCUCAAGCGCACCCUGCCCUGCCAGGCCUACGUGAACAGGGGCGAGAACCUGGAGACGGACCAGUGGCCCCAGAAGUUGAUCAUGCAGCUCAUCCCUCAGCAGCUGCUGACCACACUGGGCCCCCUCUUCCGAAACUCUCAGCUGGCCCAGUUCCACUUCACCAACAGAGACUGUGACUCCCUGAAGGGUCUCUGCCGCAUCAUGGGCAACGGCUUCGCGGGCUGUAUGCUCUUCCCCCACAUUUCUCCUUGCGAGGUGCGUGUGCUCAUGCUCCUGUACUCGUCCAAGAAGAAGAUCUUCAUGGGCCUCAUCCCCUACGACCAGAGCGGCUUCGUCAACGCCAUACGGCAGGUCAUCACCACCCGCAAACAGGCCGUGGGCCCUGGAGGCGUGCACUCUGGACCUGUUCAGAUCGUCAACAACAAAUUCCUGGCGUGGAGCGGUGUCAUGGAGUGGCAGGAGCCCAGGCCUGAGCCCAAUAGUCGGUCCAAGCGGUGGCUGCCGUCCCACAUCUACGUGAACCAAGGGGAGAUCCUGAGGACGGAUCAGUGGCCACGGAAGCUCUUCAUGCAACUCAUUCCUCAGCAGUUGCUGACCACGCUAGUGCCGCUGUUCCGGAACUCACGCCUGGUACAGUUCCACUUCACUAAGGACAUGGAGACCCUGAAGAGCCUGUGUCGGAUCAUGGACAACGGCUUUGCGGGCUGCGUGCACUUCUCCUACAAGGCCUCCUGUGAGGUGCGCGUCCUUAUGCUUCUAUACUCCUCGGAGAAAAAGAUCUUCAUCGGCCUCAUCCCGCACGACCAGAGCAACUUUGUCAACGGCAUCCGUCGUGUCAUCGCCAACCAGCAGCAGGUCCUACAGCGAAGUCUGGAGCAGGAGCAACAGCAGCGAGGGAUGGGUGGCUAGUGGACUCCCAGGCUGGGCGGGCCACAGUUCCCAGGCGAGGCCCCAGUGGAGACUGGUGAGCAGCACUUGUGUUUGCGGGAAGCAGCAGGGUGGCCCUGGCCUUAAGGAGACCCACUGCAUGAGGCACUGCC
Acomys russatus (golden spiny mouse) is the source of this 1382-nucleotide messenger RNA. RefSeq names its product PTOV1 extended AT-hook containing adaptor protein (gene Ptov1). Gene Ontology annotation, biological process: positive regulation of transcription by RNA polymerase II. The coding region runs from base 1 to 1251 and encodes 416 amino acids. Gene Ontology annotation, cellular component: transcription regulator complex. The transcript is spliced from 12 exons. The record is from RefSeq and is a predicted model, not a curated record. NCBI's taxonomy places the organism in Eukaryota, Metazoa, Chordata, Mammalia, Rodentia, Muridae.